CACGGGCAGUUACCAGCAACACGUUGCUUUUUGUGCGGAGUUAACCCACUAAAUUCGCGUCGCAGGAGGUUCAGAACUACUUAACUGGAGCAAAAUCGAAAGAUUUGGUCCGUCCAUCUUCAAGUGGUCAUUGUGUGCGUUGAAACUUCGGAGCCUACAUAGCUUAGCUUAGCUUGCGAACACAGAACAACGUGGUUCGACGCUUAAACACCAAGUUGGAGCCUCCUAAAGUGUGCAAAAUGCUCGCAAAAAGGACGCCGGACUUAAAGUUCGAGGCGGAACUUUGUGGCGCAAAAGAUCAGCGACAACAGCAACUCUCGACUGCUUGCAAGAUGCAAGGAAAAGUUGUGCCUCGCGGACUAGCAGAGCUAUACGUCAACCAAGCCCAUCGUCCUGAGCACCAGGAGUCUGCAUGCAUCAAAGAAGAGCAAGAGCCCGGACCCAUCCAAGCUUUUGGAAAAUGUCUUGGUGCUGAGCGGCAGGAGAUAGAAUCUCCCGGCGUUAAAGAGGAUGUUGAGCUCCAUCUAAUCAAAGAGGAGGAGGAGCCAGAGCCAUGUCAACAGAAGGAACUUCCAAUCAAAAAGGAGGAGGAUGAGCUGCCAGAGGAGAAAGGUAUCACCCGGACGACUGGUGACCCCUUGAAGAGUGAAGAUGGUCCGAGUGAGGCCAGCAGAGGGGCGGAGCCUCCGAGCGGCGGCAGCAGCUCAACAGAAAGAUUGCAAGCAGGCAUUUUUAUCGCUCCUUCAGGAAGAAAUGGCGCCAAGUCACACUCACCUUACAAUGAUGAUGGUCAUAAGAAAUCUCACCGUGAUGACAAACUCUGCAAAUGCUCUCAUUGUGGGAAAACUUUUGCUACUAACUAUCGUUGCCGUAGGCAUAUGAGGAUGCACACUAGUGAAAAACUUUUUUCAUGCUCAGUUUGUGGUCAAGGAUUCACAAAAAAAAAAACCCAAAAAACACACGAAAGAACCCACACUGGAGAAAAACCUGUCUCCUGCUUAGUUUGUGGUCAAGGUUUUACUCGCAAGCACACCUUAAAAAUACACGAAAGAUCCCACACCGGAGAAAAACCUUUUUCCUGCCCAGUUUGUGGUCAAAGAUUCGCUCAAAAGCAACACUUGAAAGUACACACAAGAACCCACACUGGCGAAAAACCUUUUUUCUGCUCAGUUUGUGGUCAAGGAUUCAGCCAAAAGAGCGCUUUAAAAACACACGACCGAACCCAUACUGGCGAAAAACCUUUUUCAUGCUCAGUUUGUGGUCAAGGAUUCACUCAAAAGCAAAAUUUAAAAAGACACGAAAGAACCCACAUCAGAGAAAAACCUUUUUCCUGCUCUUUUUGUGGUCAAAGAUUCAGUCAAAAGUGCAACUUAAAAGUACAUGAAACAACCCACACUUCAGACCAACCUUUUUCCUGUUCGUUUUGUGGUAAAAGAUUCAGUGACACGAUUACCUUACAAAUUCACGAAAGAAUCCACACGGGAGGAAAACCUGUCUCCUGCUUAGUUUGUGGUCAAGGUUUUACUCGCAAGCACACCUUAAAAAUACACGAAAGAUCCCACACCGGAGAAAAACCUUUUUCCUGCCCAGUUUGUGGUCAAAGAUUCUCUCAAAAGCAACACUUGAAAGUACACACAAGAACCCACACUGGCGAAAAACCUUUUUCAUGCUCAGUUUGUGGUCAAGGAUUCACUCAAAAGCAACAUUUAAAAAGACACGAAAGAACCCACAUCAGAGAAAAACCUUUUUCCUGCUCUUUUUGUGGUCAAAGAUUCAGUCAAAAGUGCAACUUAAAAGUACAUGAAACAGCCCACACUGGAGACCAACCUUUUUCCUGUUCGUUUUGUGGUAAAAGAUUCAGUCACACGAUUACCUUACACAUUCACGAAAGAAUCCACACGGGAGGAAAACCUUUUUCCUGCUCAGUUUGUGGUCAAAGAUUCUCUCGAAAGCAACACUUGAAUGUACACAGAAGAACCCACACGGGAGAAAAACCUUUUUCCUACUCAGUCUGUGGUCAAAGAUUCGCCCAAAAGCAUCAGGUGAACUUGCACACAAGAACCCACAUGGAAGAAAAAGGUUUUCCUGCUCAGUAUGUGCUCAAACUUUUUGCUCAAUGUAAAUCUAACAUAAUAAUGUUGAGUUCUUAAAAUGGCCAGCACAGUUACAAAGGACCCCCUCCCAGAUUAGUGGCAACGCUGUACGUGUCAAACUAAACUUUUUGCUCGAUGUAAAACUAACAUAAUAAUUGUGACUUUUUGAAAUGACUAUCACAGUUGCAAAAGACCCCCUCCCAGUUAUUUAAUGUCAAUGCUAUACAACUCUCAAACCUUUUGCUCAAUGUAAAACAAUCAUGGUGACUUCUUAAAAUGACCAUCACAGUUACAGCACAGAAUUCACAUUGUAAGUUUUAACUUCAUAUGUGAUAUAACCAGAAGCCCCCCAUUAUUAUUCACAAAAAAAGGCAUGUGUGUGGCUUACCUUUUAGUCAAUGUUGUUAAAAAGCCACGUUGGCGCAAUGUUUAUAAUUUUUCACAACGUCGUCGUAUGGACCCUGCAGAGAAAGCCAUUGUCUGACGCGGGCUCUGUAAGUCUCCCACCGUUUUCGUCUAAAUUCCUACAUGUCUUCGCCCUGAACAGAAAAGAGAUGCAUACAGCGUCGUUUCGAUGUUUUUUGGUCAUAUUUGCUCAUGUCGGAGCUGGAUGCGGUCGACGACAUGUUGUGUGUUUUUGAAACCAUGGCAACAUUUCUUGUCUCCUACUGGUGCACGUGACUUAAAACCACUUCACAAACUGACUGUGCAACUCCACCGUCUCAACAUCACUGCGCCACAGUAAAAAAAAAAAAAAAAAAAAAAGACCGACACAAAAACGCUAAUUAUCAAAAAAUGACUGAAACCAUGAGUGGAAACGUUUUUGGGGUACUAAUUAUCAACCUAUAAAUAAUAUAAAGCAAAGUUAAUGUAGAUCCAUUUGAGUGGAACGAACCAAGACUAUCUCGCUCAGCCAACACAGCCUAUACCUUAUAAAUACAGUGGGGCAAAUAAGUAUUUAGUCAACCACCAAUUGUGCAAGUUCUCCUACUUGAAAAGAUUAGAGAGGCCUGUAAUUGUCAACAUCGGUAAACCUCAACCAUGAGAGACAGAAUGUGGGGAAAAAAACAACAGAAAAUCACAUUGUUUUUUUUAAAGAAUUUAUUUGCAAAUCAUGGUGGAAAAUAAGUAUUUGGUCUAUACCAAAAGUUAAUCUCAAUACUUAAUGUACGCUUUGUUGGCAAUAACGAGGCCAAACGUUUUCUGUAACUCUUCACUCGUCGCUUGCUGUAAAGAAAUCAACUGUGGGAGCAAUUAUUAGAAAAUGGAAGACAUACAAGACCACUGAUAAUCCCCCUCGAUCUGGGGCUCCAUGCAAGAUCUCACCUUAUGGCGUCAAAAUGAUAACAAGAACGGUGAGCAAAAAUCCCAGAAUCACACGGGGGGACCUAGUGAAUGACCUACAGAGAGCUGGGACCACAGUAACAAAGGCUACUAUCAUUAACACAAUGCGCUGCCAGGGACUCAAAUCCUGCACUGCCAGACGUGUCCCCCUGCUGAAGCUAGUACACAUCCAGGCCCGUCUGCGGUUCGCUGGAGAGCAUUUGCAUGAUCCAGAAGAGGACUGGGAGAAUGUGUUAUGGUCAGAUGAAACCAAAAUAGAACUUUUUGGUAGAAAAACAGGUUCUAGUGUUAAACUAUGCUCUCAAUUAUGUGUCUAAUUUACCUGAUUGUGUGCACCUGUGUGGGCGUGGUGAAUAAAUACCCUCCUGCAUGCAGUCAAAGUGUGUGCAGCGAGUGACCAAGCAAGCAGCAGCGUCUCCUUGUCCUCCUUAAACAGUUUGUAUCUACUUUUAUAUUCGGUGCUUCGCUAACUGCAAAGGUACGCUACGUGUACCGCUGUGAGGGUGAACUCUGCCAACAGGUUAU
Corythoichthys intestinalis (scribbled pipefish) is the source of this 3962-nucleotide messenger RNA. RefSeq names its product gastrula zinc finger protein XlCGF26.1-like. Lineage: Eukaryota; Metazoa; Chordata; Actinopteri; Syngnathiformes; Syngnathidae. The transcript has 3 exons. The record is from RefSeq and is a predicted model, not a curated record. The coding region runs from base 240 to 2150 and encodes 636 amino acids.